AUGAAACAUUCUUCUGCCUUUGAGACAUCACCCAAUCGGGAUUUUAUGUAGAUUUUUCCAUUCAUUUAGUGUUGAAAAGUUUUCAGAAUAAAUCAAGACCAAAACUUCGUAUUGAAAUAGGAAAAUUCUCAAAAAAAACUGAUAAAUUUAGAGAAGACUAACAUAAUUAUCACCUGAAAUAAAUUUUUUCUUUUUUUACAGUUUUUUCACCCAAAAAUUAUUAUUUCCCGAUUUCAGAUAUGUUUCCGCAUUUGCGCAAACAUUUGAAGAAUGCAUCCAACUCGGAAUCUACACACAACAACAAGCUUUAACAUAUGUGACGAGUAAAGUCAAAGCGAGAAAGUUUACACCAUUUGGAGCGCCGCCAGGAACAUCGGUUUCAUAUAUUUCGCCGCCAAAAGAACAUGAAGCUGUUGAUUUUUUGUCGAAGUGAGUUGUGCAAAAUGUUUUAUUGAAAUUUGUCGUUUGAAAACAUUCUUAAAAAAAUGGAUUUUUUCCACGUGGCUAAUUGUUCGCCAAAAGUUUUGAAUUCAAAUUUUUUCCGGUAAAAUAAUCAGAUAAAAUGAACUUUAAAAAACACUCGUAUUUUUCCGCAAAAUUGAACAAAUUCUCAGAUUCUAAAAAAUUGAGAAAAUAAAGAAAAAUUUUGGUUCAAAGAAGUAAAAGAUCAGAAAUUUGUUGCCUGAAAAUAAUACGUUUCAACAUUUCUAUAUCAUUUUUGAAAUCAUUAAUUUCUUUGAUUCAGCACCUUUUUAAUUCAAUAAAUUGAUUUCUCAACUCAAUUUGUUUUGUUUUCAGUUCUAUGAUUACACACAUCGCUUGCCCAGACGGAAAUUUCAAAAUGAAAGCAAUUUAUUUGGGACAAAUGACACGUCGACUAAUUCAAACCGAAUUGGGAGAAAACGAUUUGGAUGAUCGAGAUUUUUAUGGAAAUAAAAGGCUGGAAUUAGCCGGUUCUUUACUUUCUCUACUUUUCGAAGAUGUUUUCAAACGUUUCAAUUCGGAAUUGAAACGAAUUGCUGAUAAUACAUUGAUGAAAACAACAGCAGCUCCAUUAGAUAUUGUGAAACAUAUGAGACAAGAUAUGAUAACUAAUACAAUUGUAAAUGCAAUGUCAACGGGUAAUUGGAUAAUUAAACGAUUUAGAAUGGAAAGAUUAGGUGUGACACAAGUAUUAUCAAGAUUAUCGUAUAUUUCGGCACUUGGAAUGAUGACAAGAAUUAAUUCGACUUUUGAAAAAACGCGAAAAGUAUCAGGACCUCGAUCACUUCAACCAUCUCAAUGGGGAAUGUUAUGUCCUAGUGAUACUCCAGAAGGAGAAGCUUGUGGUUUGGUCAAAAAUUUGGCAUUGAUUAGUCAUAUUACAACGGAUAGUGAUGAGAAACCUGUUUUAAGAUUGUUGUUGAAUUCGGGAGUUGAAGAUUUGCACAAUUUACAUUUUUCGCAUGUUAAUAAACCGUAAGUUUUUGGAAUAUUUUGGAAGAAGCCCGGGAAACAUUUCUUGUAGAAUUUUUCUUUAAAAUACUUCUAAACAAAAUAUCGUAGUUUUAAUUAAACUAUUCCAUGUCAUAUAAAUAUCAAAUCAAUAAAAAGUGUAUAUUUUUCAGAGAAAACACGUUGAUUUUCCUGAAUGGUAUUCUGAUUGGAACUGCAACUGAUCCGGAAAGAGUUGUAAAAGCAGUUCGAGAUGUUAGAAGAAGUGGACUUUUAUCGGAAUUUGUCUCGGUUUCUCGAUCUCUUCAACAAAGAUCGAUUUUCAUUUCUUCGGACGGCGGAAGAUUGUGUCGACCAUAUAUUAUUGUGCAAAAUGGGAAACCAAUGUUGACACAGCAAAAUAUUCAGGUACCCUAAAUUCUUAGCUUUUCUAAGGUCCCAGUUCUUGAAAUUUUGAAAACUGAUCAGAAGUUGACUAAAAAUCCGAGUUCUGAACUGAAAAUUACAAAUUACACAAUUUGUGAACUUUUUGCCCUAAAUUGAGUAUAUAAUAAUUAUUUUAUUCAGGAACUCCAAGAAGGCAAACGAAUUUUCGAAGAUUUUGUCGAUGAUGGAAUUGUUGAAUAUCUUGAUGUUAAUGAAAUGAAUGAUGCUUUAAUUGCUGUUUAUGAAAAUGAGAUCAAACAUGACACAACACAUCUAGAAAUUGAACCAUUUACUCUUCUUGGUGUUUGUGCCGGCCUUAUUCCAUAUCCACAUCAUAAUCAAUCUCCUCGAAAUACAUAUCAAUGUGCAAUGGGAAAACAAGCAAUGGGAACAAUUGCUUAUAAUCAACAAAAACGUAUUGAUUCAAUUAUGUAUUUGUUAUGUUAUCCACAACGGCCGCUUGUCAAAACCAAAACUAUUGAAUUGAUUAAUUUUGAAAAAUUGCCGGCGGGAGCAAAUGGAAUUAUUGCGGUUAUGUCAUAUAGUGGAUAUGAUAUUGAAGAUGCGUUGGUUUUGAAUAAAGCAUCUUUGGAUAGAGGAUACGGUAGAUGUUUGGUUUAUAAACAUGUUAAAGGAACAGCCAGGAAAUAUCCGAAUCAAACAUUUGAUCGAUUAUUGGGACCCGCGCUUGAUCCAAACACGAGGAAACCCAUUUUCAAGCAUAAGAAUCUUGAUCAAGAAGGAAUUGUGUUUGCUGGUGCGAGAUUGUAUGCAAAACAGACGAUUAUUAAUAAACACAUGCCGGUUGUUAGUGGAGGAACGAGUACGGGACCUGGAUCAGCGGCGAGUGCAAAUUCACGUGAGUUACGGGAUUUUAGGAGAGGGGAAUGUUAUAGCCCAAGGUUUAUUUUAAUAUGAAAUUAUGGAAAAAAAACUCUAGAUUGUGUCCUGUAAUAGCUGAAUAUUUUUAGAGAAAAAAGAAGAUAAAUCGUUGAAUUCAUCCCAAGAAAAAUUUAGUAAAUUCAAUUUUAACAAAAUUUAUUUUCAAAUUUUCUGGAUUUCAAAAUUUCUCGGAAGUUUGGGGUUUCGAGGAAUAUUGCUCGAAUUUUCUCGAAAUUUUUUCGGAAAAACAAAGUUUUAAUCGUCUGUAAAAAAUCCAAUUUUUGACACGAAAAAAACAUUUUUAUUCAAAAAAUAUCAGCAAACUUUUUACUGAAAAAAUUGAGUUUUUCCAAAAAUUUUAUUUUCUAGAUAGGUUUUUUGAAGCAUAUUUUUUAUUGUUAAAAAAUCGAUUUAUUUUGCUUUCAACUAUCUUAAAUUUCCUCCUUUAAAUCAAACCUCAAUGUUCUUCUCAAUAAUUCUCCCUUCCUUUUUUAUUCCAAAAACAUUUUGCAGUUGGAAUUGGUGGUCGACAAGUUGAUUAUAAAGAUGUCUCAAUUGGUUAUAAAAAUCCCAUUCCAUCAUACGCCGAAAGAGUUCUUCUAACUUAUAAUGAAGACGAAGCUCAUUUAUUCAAAGUUCUUUUGCGACAAACUCGUCGACCAGAACUCGGCGAUAAAUUCUCAUCUCGACACGGACAAAAAGGUGUUUGUGGUCUAAUUGCACAACAAGAAGAUAUGCCAUUUAAUGAUCUUGGAAUGGUGCCAGAUAUGAUUAUGAAUCCACAUGGAUAUCCAUCUCGAAUGACUGUUGGAAAAUUGAUGGAAUUGUUGUCGGGAAAAGCUGGAGUUAUGAAUGGAACUUAUCACUAUGGAACUGCUUUUGGUGGAGAUCAAGUUAAAGAUGUUUGUGAAGAAUUGGCAGCAAAAGGAUAUAAUUAUAUGGGAAAGGUGCGAAACAAUGUUCUCCAAUUAUAUUAUUUUUUCAUUUUUAUUUUUUCCAGGACAUGUUAACAAGUGGAAUCACUGGUCAACAACUCUCCGCAUACAUUUAUUUCGGCCCAAUUUAUUAUCAAAAAUUGAAACAUAUGGUUCUGGAUAAAAUGCAUGCUCGAGCACGUGGUCCACGAGCUGCGUUGACUCGACAACCAACUGAAGGAAGAUCGAGAGAAGGAGGAUUGAGAUUAGGAGAAAUGGAAAGAGAUUGUUUGAUUGCUUAUGGAGCAUCGAUGUUGUUGAUUGAAAGAUUGAUGGUUUCGUCCGAUGAGUUUAAGGUUAGAUUUUUGAAUGUUUUUUGGGGAAAAAUUGGGUGAAAACUAUCGUGAGGACAACAUCUCACAUCUUAGUACGAAGGUUUUGCCAUCGAGCCGAAAAUACGCGAAUUUUCAGUUUAAAAAAUAAAAAAAUAACGGAAAAAAUGAAAAUUGAGGAAUUUUUAAUGCGAAAAUCGUUUGACAUCGUCUCAAAACUGUCAUAUGUUUUCAAAAAUUGAACUCAAAACAUUCGAAAACUGUUUUGAUGAUUUUUUCUCCUCGAGCUUCAAAAUCAUUUUUCUUAAAUUAUCUCCAAUAUUUUGAAUCCGACGAAUCCCUAUGAAUAUUUUAAAUCAAUUCACCGAAAAAUUGAUCAAUAUUUGCAUUGUUAGCCUAAAAUCAGAAGUUUUUUCCCCGCUCAUCAUCACACUUUUUUCUUCUUCGGCUAGUAACAAUUUCGAGUGGAUUUUUGUAUUUGCGCGUGGGUUGUUGGCCAAACGAAAGAGUUUUUCGGGGGUUUUUCUACGCAAUAUUGAACAAAUUGAGAGAUGGAGAUUUGUUAUGUGAACUGUUUGAGAUUUGAGUUAGAGAAAAUUGAGGGGAAAUUGAUUAUUGAAAAGCAUGAAAUAAAAUUUAUUCUAAAAAGAUCACGUUUGAAGUUUACCUGAUUUUUGAACAAGGAAAUCUAGUUUUCAACACAAUUUUCAAAGAAUUCGGAAUUCCUUCAACCGAAAAUUAGGAUUUAUUUUAUCGUAUCUUUCUUAAUCAUGUUCUAGAAAAUUUACUGUUUAAAAAUACAACAUUUUUUAUCUUAAUUAGCUUAGAAAUCGAAAUUUCAAGGUUAAUCUGAAUCUGAACCGAUUUCUCGGAUCUCUCCUUCGAAUUCUCAGAAUUUGUUUUUUUUUCAACAAGAUAGUGAUGUUAUCUUUUAGAUUCGCUUCGUUUCAUUUCUCUCUCAAAACACACAUAUUUUGCCACUUUUGCUCUUUGAAUCAAACAAAAAGGUCCCUCCUCAUUUCCCUCUUUUUUUCUGCCUUUCUUCCUCCAAUCAUUUUUUUAGUCCCAAAUAUCUUUCGUUUUUCAUUUAUCUUACUAUUCUUCCCGCGAGAUCCGACGAAAAAUAGCACGAUAAAAUAGGAGAGUCGAAAUGAUUAUUGGCAAUAUCUGUGCCUUCGCCUCCCUCACUUCUUCUUCUUCUUUUUCUUCGUUUACUCUUUUUUCUGUUUGUCUCUGAGAUCUCCUCUAUUUUAUCCGAUGGGAAGAAGAAGCUCAUACGAGUGGAAUGCCGAGAAAUUGUGCAAUUCAAGUGGCACACACACGCGGGAUGAUGAAAAAAAAAGAACUAUGAAGAAAAACGAAGAAAUGAGAGAAAGAGAUGAGACAGAGAACAAACGCAUGGAAAUUAAUCAAUGAGCAGAUCAGUUAGCUCUAGCUGAAAAUAGAUUUUGAUCUUGACUGGAAAAUAGUAGACGCUGAAAAUGAAGGAAAUCACGAAAUGACUAUGUUCCUUUGAGCUUAUGGGUCUCGCAACGAUUUCUGAAUAUAGAUUUUCUUUUGUCUUGUCGAGAAUAUGAAAAUUGAAGAUGACUAUGUUCCUUUAACCCUAUGGGUCUUGCAACAAUUUUUGGUCUCGUUGAAAUAAAAACUGGACUAGGGAAUUUGAAGUUAUCUUGAAAUUUGAAUGUUAAAGAAAUAGACAACUUUUAAGCUACGGUUCAAAGCAGCCCAAAAUGACUUUCUUCAUACUAUUUUUAACACAUCUGCAAAGCGAGAACUUUCAAAACCCACUCUAAACCUUUUUUGGAGCAAAAUAAAAAAAAUAAAAAACCCUCGUUUGAAAAUAAAAAAAUUGCCGCGAUUGUGUGAGCGCACUGUCACGCGGAGUCUCGUUGUUUUACUUUUAUUUUUCGUUUUUUGGCAAAAUCAAGAAACCUAAAGAAAUCGGAUAAAAACAUGGAAAAAUCUAGCAAAUUCAUUAAAAGAAACAGUUUACAUAACAUUUGAGUGAACAUUUGAGCAAAGAGAUGUUUGGAUAGGCUUUGAAACUUCAAAAAGUGGCGAAAUCUUGAAAAUCGCAAAAUUCGAGUAUUAUUUUGCGAAUCAUCACUUUGUUGAGCCUCCACAUUCAUUAUUACCGAAUAUUGACGUCGUUUUCUGAAAUUAGCAACAAUUAAAUCACUUUCAGAUUGAUUUUUCAAUAAAAAUUUGAAAUUUGAUGGGCUCACAGCCAAAAUCGUUGCAAAACUGACAAUUCCAAUUGUUUUUUGUUAGAUUCUGCCUAGAGUCACUAUCAUCUAGCAUCAAAGUUGAACAAAAAACUCACAAAACAUCAGAAUCCGCUUGAAUUUUCCAUUUCCAUCGAAAAUCCUUCGAAACUUGUAAAUAGUCGAGUUUUCCCUGAAAAUGAACAUGAAAACUAUGAAAUGUUUAUGAAAACUCACCGAAAUAUCAACAAAUACAAUUCCUGAUGUGCUGCAAUACUCAAAAACCAAUUUUCAUCGCGAAAUUCCUUUUUUUCGUGAAAAAAACGAAAAAAAAAAUAAAAGUAAAAAAAUUGUCUGCAAACACGCGUUCAAAUACACACCGUCGCCCAAAAAUGCACUAGAUUAUCUAGAACUCGGCGGGCGUUCAAAUUCGAAUUAUUUUUUUUCAACCCUGCGCCAUUUAUUUCAACGGGCGUAUUUCGGAUGAUUUCUUAUUGGAAAGUGUGUAGAAAAGUAAGAAAAAUCAAAAUAUUGGGGCAGCCUGAAACUCAGUUUUAAAAGUUGACUAUUUCUUUAAGCUAUUUUUGAAGCUGGACAAAAUUCUGCGAAAAUUAGUUUUUCAAUUUUCUCCAACCAUAUUCUACAUUAGAUAUUCAGUCAAUCUUUGAGAUACGCAGCCAGUGUUUCCAACCGAUUUACACUGUGUUUGAGUAGCUAUUUGUUCAUCUCUUUUGAUUUGUCCGAACUUGAAGCAGCAUGAAUUUUCUCGUUUUCGACAACCCAUUUUUAUUCAUAAAGUAUCCCAAAAAACAUCCGAACUUUGGAACAAAAAAUCUAUAAUUUAAAAGUUUUGAAUUAUUUCUAUGAAAAUCAUACUCUAGCUUUUCUUAUGCCGUAAAUUUAGGUUUUUUUUCAGAAUUCUGGCCCAACAUUCUAGAGUUUUCUUGAAAAUCGAAAAGUUCCACUCUAAUCCUUUUAUUCCUUCAGGUUGAUGUUUGCACUGGUUGUGGUUUGAUUGGCUCAAAAGGUUGGUGCCAAAAAUGUCGUUCGAGCAAAACAAUGGCAAAUAUCAAAAUUCCAUAUGCGUGCAAAUUGCUCUUCCAAGAAUUGCAAUCGAUGAAUAUCAUUCCACGUCUUGAUUUGGCUCGUUAUACCGAAUAA
Molecule: messenger RNA, 7356 nt
Organism: Caenorhabditis angaria
Lineage: Eukaryota; Metazoa; Nematoda; Chromadorea; Rhabditida; Rhabditidae
Source: the annotation of a GenBank genome assembly